UUUUAUUUUCUUUUAAAAAAUAAUUAAAAAAAAGAAAAGAAAAUGCAAUAACUCUUGACACCCCUUAUUUAUUCCUGCAACAACCUCUUCCCUCAUUAGAAUAAUCCCACCCCUCAAUCAAUAACCUCUUCUUCCUGCAACUCAAACUCAACAUACUUAGAGAGAGAAACACUCUUAGUUAGAGAAAAAGAUCCUAAUUUAUGAACUGAAAAGGCGGUUCCUGUUGUUUGUUUUUUGUUUUUUCUAUAAAAGGGAUGUUGAAAACCUAGCAACUUCAAGUGCAACAACAACAACAACAACUAACAACAAAUCAACUGGGGGUGUUGUUCUUUGUUGCUUUAGUUUCUUUUUAAGCUAUACAAAAGUUGGUAGAAAUGGCGUCGUCAAAUCGACACUGGCCAAGUAUGUUCAAGUCUAAGCCUUGUAACAAUCAGCAGUGGUCACAAAAUCAUGACACAAACCAUCAACAAAGCUCUCUUCUCUCGAAUUCUUGCGGUCGCUCUUCUUCGAGUAAUUCUCCUUUCUCUUCAGGGUGUGAAGAGAGGACUCCGGAGCCGAAGCCAAGGUGGAAUCCGAAACCGGAGCAAAUUCGGAUCCUUGAGGCUAUAUUCAACUCGGGUAUGGUGAACCCGCCAAGAGAUGAGAUUCGGAGGAUCCGAGCUCAGCUCCAAGAGUAUGGUCAAGUUGGUGAUGCCAACGUGUUCUACUGGUUCCAAAACCGUAAGUCCAGGAGUAAACAUAAGCAACGCACUCUCCAAGCUAAAAUCACUGCCACCGCCGCCACAAUCACCAAUAAUACAACCGUUGGUAUCCACCACAACAGCCCGCCGCAACCAAUGCCAACCUCAUCCUCUUCGUCCUCCUCGGAAAAAGCAUCACCUCGAGAGGUGACUCUUUCUAGGUCAGGAGGAGGAUCAUCAUCAUAUGGUGGUGGUGGUAGUAGUAGCAAUAAUAGUGGUAAUGUUGUGGUUGAUCAAUUUGGAAAUUCUCCAACUUCUGUUAACCAAUGUAACCCUUAUUUCCAACAACUUGUUGCUCCGAAUCAUCAUCAUUCCACAACUACUCAUGAGUUUGUUUCUCAAGAUCCCUUGUUUUUCCCUUUACACCAAAGUGGUGCCAAUUUUAGCCAAGGGUUAUGCUAUAAUGAUCAACACCAUCAACACCAACUUAUGAAUAGUACUACUGCGGUUACUAUCCACGUGCCGCCUAGUUCCGAUCAGGCGACGGCGGGCGGGUUCUCGUCUCUCUUGCUUGGGGACAUGUUUGGUGGUGAUCAUUCUAAAAGAGAUCAUGAGGUGGACAAGUUUAAGUUUCAACAAGAGCUUAGUUUCUUGGUGACUAGUGCUCCUAAUACUACUACUUGCACCAUUUCUUCAUCCUCUCCUAUUGUUCAUACCCCUACUUCUACCGCCAUUUCGAGUAAUCUUGGUCAAAUGCUAGGUGUAGGUGAAGCAGGUGGACUUGCAGGGAAAUCAACGGUGUUCAUUAACGGGAUGGCGUUUGAGCUGGCGGUGGGACCUUUUAAUGUUAAAGAGGAGUUUGGGGAGGAUGUUUUGCUUAUUCACUCGGCUUCCGGUCACCAAGUUCUUACCAAUGAGUGGGGUGUUACUCUUCACCCUCUUCAACACGGCGCGUCUUACUUCCUUGUUGGUUGUGGUGCCGCCUCUCCGUUGCUCCAUAAACUCGAUUCCAACCCCGAUCUCCUUGCUCCGGGAUUUCCUUAUCAGAUCUAGAGAAGCUUUCAAAUCCGUCAGUGCGACAAAUUAAGAUCACAAUGCUAUGCUAUAAAGAUGCAUAGAAUUCCGCCUUCCGUAGUGUGCCCUUUUUCUUUAUAGAUUUUAUUAUCAUAAGUUUCUUAUAGCUAGUUUAUGUAGUAAUUUGGAUUAUGAAGCAAGCAUGGUUCAAUUAAUUUCCUUUUUUGUUUUCCCUUCUUGUUAGCUAUAUAUAGUACAUAAUAAUAUCAAAAAAGCUGCAAUAUAAUCUUUGCCAAAGUGAGUAAUUCAGUUAAGAUGGUUUUAUAGAUUACGGAGUAAGUAAUAAAUUACUAUUCGGUUCGUAUU
This is a messenger RNA of Spinacia oleracea (spinach), 2060 nucleotides long. RefSeq names its product WUSCHEL-related homeobox 9. Gene Ontology annotation, biological process: regulation of developmental process. The record is from RefSeq and is a predicted model, not a curated record. The transcript has 5 exons. NCBI's taxonomy places the organism in Eukaryota, Viridiplantae, Streptophyta, Magnoliopsida, Caryophyllales, Amaranthaceae. Bases 375 to 1733 code for a protein of 452 amino acids. Gene Ontology annotation, molecular function: DNA binding; DNA-binding transcription factor activity.